Molecule: messenger RNA, 2189 nt
Organism: Phragmites australis (common reed)
Lineage: Eukaryota; Viridiplantae; Streptophyta; Magnoliopsida; Poales; Poaceae
Product: protein NRT1/ PTR FAMILY 7.2-like
Exons: 5
Coding region: 147-1970 (607 amino acids)
Biological process (GO): transmembrane transport
Cellular component (GO): membrane
Molecular function (GO): transmembrane transporter activity
Source: RefSeq, a predicted model, not a curated record
AGCUCUAUAAAUCAACCCAAACCCCUCCCUCUCUCUGCAACCUCUCCCAGUCCCUUGCCCGGCCUCCUCACACAGCUGCCUCUCUACUUCUCGUUGCAGACAUCGAUAGAGGCUACCAGCUCGUGGGGAGUACGAGGAGGGAAGAAAUGUCUGCGAACGACGGAGACAUGAAGAUGAGGGUGAUCUUCGUGGAAGGUGAGGAGAUGAUCGCGCCGACGCGGAAGGAGGACAAGUGCUGCGAGUACACCCUUGACGGCUCCGUCGACAUCAAGGGCCGGCCGGCGGUGAAGGAGAAGUCCGGAGGAUGGCUUGCGGGAGGCAUUAUUCUCGUGAACCAGGGCCUGGCGACGCUAGCCUUCUUCGGCGUGAACGUGAACCUGGUGCUGUUCCUGACGCGGGUGCUGCAGCAGAGCAACGGCGACGCAGCCAACAACGUCAGCAAGUGGACCGGCACGGUGUACAUGUUCUCCCUCAUCGGUGCCUUCCUCAGCGACUCCUACUGGGGCCGCUACAAGACCUGCGCCAUAUUCCAGGCCAUCUUUGUGCUCGGCCUCGCGCUGCUGUCGGUGUCGUCGAGCCUCUACCUGAUCAGGCCGGUCGGGUGCGGCAUGGAGCACGCGCUGUGCGGCCCCCACUCCGGCAAGGAGCUGGGGAUCUUCUACAUCGCGCUGUACAUGAUCGCGUUCGGCAACGGCGGGUACCAGCCCAACGUAGCCACCUUUGGCGCCGACCAGUUCGACGAGGAGGACCCCGCCGAGGCGCACUCCAAGGUCUCCUUCUUCAGCUACUUCUACCUGGCCCUCAACCUCGGCUCGCUCUUCUCCAACACCUUCCUCAGCUACCUCGAGGACAGGGGCAGCUGGGCCCUGGGCUUCUGGGCCUCCACAGCGGCCGCGGCAACUGCCUUGCUACUGUUUCUGACCGGGACGCUCCGGUACCGCUACUUCCAGCCCAGCGGGAACCCGAUCAAUAGGAUCUGCCAGGUCGCCUUCGCCGCGUGCAGGAACUGGAAGGCCGGCAUGUCGCCGGGAGUGCAGAGCCUCUACGAGGGCGACGAGAAGGCGGAUGCCAGUGGCAGGAAGCUUCUGCACACAGAAGGCUUCAGUUUCUUGGACCGCGCGGCGCACGUGGACACGGACUCCAGGCUCGGCGGGCGCGACCCCUGGAAGCUGUGCACGGUGACGCAAGUGGAGGAGAUCAAGAUCAUCCUUCGGCUCCUCCCCAUCUGGCUCUGCACCAUCCUCUACUCCGUCGUCUUCACCCAGAUGGCCUCGCUCUUCGUCGUGCAGGGCGCCGCGAUGCGCCGCACCACCACGUUCGUCGGCUUCUCCAUCCCACCGUCCAGCAUGUCGGCCUUCGACAUCCUCACUGUUGCCUCCACCAUCUUCCUCUACCGCCGUGCCAUCUGCCCGUUCCUGGCACGGCUCACCGGGCGUCGGACCGGCCCCACCGAGCUGCAGAGGAUGGGUCUCGGCCUGGUCGUGGGCGCCCUGGCCAUGGCCACGGCCGGAACGGUCGAGCACUUCAGGAAGGCCAGGGCCACCACCGCGAUGAGUAGCGACCUUCACAUCAUGUGGCAGGUGCCGCAGUACGCGCUGAUCGGCGUGUCGGAGGUGAUGAUGUACGUCGGCCAGCUCGAGUUCUUCAACAGCGAGAUGCCCGACGGGAUGAAGAGCUUCGGGAGCGCGCUCUGCAUGAUGUCCAUGUCACUGGGGAAUUACCUCAGCGACGUCAUCGUGAGCGCGGUGACCAAACUCACUACGACGCACGGGCGGCUCGGGUGGAUCCCGGCCGAUCUGAACGAGGGCCACCUCGACAAGUUCUACUUCCUGCUCGCCGUGCUGGCCGUCGCGGACUUCGCGGUGUACCUCGUGUGCGCGAGCCGCUACGGGAGCGGCAAGGUGGACGGGAGGAGCGACGACGAGGAGGAGGAAACGGCCGGUCAGGUGGCAUCCCCGGGGUACGCUUGACUUGGCCGGCCGUCUCCGCUGGGUGUCGUGUGAUAGUUCUUGAGAUGGAGACUGCAACUCUUGAGGGGAACUGGUUUAGCACGAUGAGUCUUUCAUUGAUGAUAGGACGAGCAUGGGGAUGGUGUUAUGACGAAAGAAUAAGAACCAGCGGCUACAUAUAUGUGAUAAUGCUUUGGCGUGUAUUAACGUAUACCGUUCAUUGUUCACAUUUUUGGCCAA